CCGAUGAAUAAACUAAAAUUUUAUUUAUCAAAAUGCAUUCUUUCUUAGCAAUCUCGUGCGUUUUUAUUUGUUUUACAACAACUAUUGCAUUUGUAAAACAUGACACAAAACUUUGGUCCCACACAUUUAAACUAGGCGAAAAAUCGUAUUUUAUAGAAACCGAAAAAAUGAAUUUCGACGAUGCAAAUAAUUUCUGCAAGGGCCAUAAUAUGCAGUUGGUAGCUAUAGCAAACGCUACUGAAAAUACAAAAAUGUACAACGAGUUGAAUGAAAUGGGUGAUUUUAAAGACAAAUCUGCAUUAUGGACAUCAGGAACAAAAUUAGCAAAAUCAGACGACUGGGUAUGGUUAACCAGCAUGGAAAUUAUUACAUUCUUCGACUGGGGUACUGGAGAACCAAACAACGCUGGUGGCAACGAGUAUUGUUUAGCCCUGCAUCCUAACUUUUAUUCUUCUGGUCAUUGGAAUGAUGUUGCUUGCUCAGAAUUACUCUACCCUCUUUGUGAAACAGUCUAAUUAAACCGAAACAAUAUUAUUAGCGUACCAAUUAGAAUAGAUUAAAAUAAAUAAUUAAACCAAAUAGUUACCA
Psylliodes chrysocephalus is the source of this 588-nucleotide messenger RNA. The record is from the annotation of a GenBank genome assembly. Lineage: Eukaryota; Metazoa; Arthropoda; Insecta; Coleoptera; Chrysomelidae.